UCUACUUAUGUGGCUGCAGAGAGGAGGACAGAGGACAGUGGACACACAGUUAACCAUGAGGGACUUUAGGACAGGACUGCUGCUUUUAACUGUCUUCUGCGCAGGUGUUGAUGGUCAGACUCUGACACAAUCUGAAGCAGUGAUUAAAAGGCCCGAAGAUUCUCACAGGUUGACUUGUACAACAUCUGGAUUCACAUUCAGCAGCUACUGGAUGCACUGGAUCAGACAGGCUCCUGGAAAAGGACUGGAGUGGAUCGCUUACAUCGGCAGAUCUAGUUCUCCUAUCAAUUACUCCCCAUCAGUCAAGGGUAGAUUCACCAUCUCCAGAGAUGACUCCAGCAGUAAACUGUAUCUACAGAUGAACAGUCUGAAGACUGAGGACAGCGCAGUGUAUUACUGUGCUAGAGACCCACAGAGAGGAGGACAGAGGACAGUGGACACACAGUUAACCAUGAGGGACUUUAGGACAGGACUGCUGCUUUUAACUGUCUUCUGCGCAGGUGUUGAUGGUCAGACUCUGACACAAUCUGAAGCAGUGAUUAAAAGGCCUGAAGAAUCUCACAGGUUGACUUGUACAACAUCUGGAUUCACAUUCAGAAGCUACGAGAUGAACUGGAUCAGACAGGCUCCUGGAAAAGGACUGGAGUGGAUCGCUUUCAUCAGCACAUCUAGUUCUCCUAUCUAUUACUCCCCAUCAGUCAAGGGUAGAUUCACCAUCUCCAGAGAUGACUCCAGCAGAGUUUGGAGUGAAAUCAAACACGAACAGUCUCCCUCCGAGGUGAAGAAACCUGGAGAGAAAGUGAAGAUGUCGUGUAUCACGUCAGGUUAUACAAUGACAGACCACUUUAUUAGCUGGAUACGACAGAGGCCAGGAAAUGCUCUGGAGUGGAUUGGGAGGAUGAACACAGGCAGCAACUCUGCUACCUUCAGCAGCUCCUUCCAAAGCCGUUUCAUCAUGACUGAAGAUGUGUCCAAGAGCACUCAGUACCUCGAGGUCACGAGCCUGACAGCAGAAGACUCAGCUGUUUACUUCUGCGUUUCCAGUCAGACUCUGAGUGAGUCUGAACCAGCGGUGAAGCUCCCAGGAGAAUCCCAUAAACUGACCUGUACCUAUGCAGGAAUAUCAGAUGAUGCUGCUGAUAUCUGCUGGAUCAGACAAGCUGAAGGAAAAGGACUGGAGUGGAUUGCCCAAAUUUCUGCUCCGAGUGGAAGCAGUAAAUAUUAUUCCACGUCUGUCCUGAAUCGUUUCACCAUUUCCAGAGACAACGCCGUGGACCAGGUGUCUCUGCAGAUGAACAAAACGACUGCAUCACCAACUCUGUUCCCUUUGGUGAUGUGCCAACCCGGGUGUGCAGAUGAAAUCACCGUUGGUUGUCUUGCACACGACUUCUUCCCAGAGAGUCUUACUUUCCAGUGGACCAAUGCUAAGGGGGCUGUGACUUCUGAUAAAUAUCCUUCAACUCUGAACAACAAAAAAUAUACGGGAGUCAGUUUGCUCAAAGUAUCAAAGUCUGACUGGAAUUCAAGGCGCUCUUUUCAAUGUUCUGUGACGCACACAGGAGGCUCAAAAAGUGUGACAUUGGAAAAAGAGGCCUCUUGUCCUCCGAUAAGUGACAUCACAAUGACACUGAAACCAACAAGUCCCAAAGAAGUUUUCAACAACAACCAGUUAAAGUGGGAGUGCAGCAUUACAGGACUGGACCAGAACACCAAAGAGGAAAUUAAAUUCACUUGGCAAAUUGAUGGAAAUGAUGAGACAGAGAACAUCAAUGAAACAACAGACGCCACAGGCCGCAAAAUCAGCACGUUGACUCGCGACCGCUCUGAAUGGGAGAAAAUUGACAAGGUGCGCUGUUCUGCUAAGGGCCUUUCUAAAGAUCUGAAAAUCUACAAAGGAGGUGAAGACCCAAAAGUAACCGUCCACGUCCUCACACAGGAAGAUGUCAAGGAAGGAGCUGAGGUCACUCUGUUGUGUCUGGUCUCUACCAGGAAACCGCAGGAUUUCUACAUCGCCUGGUUAGAAGGAAGUAAAUCGAAUGUCAACGUCUAUAACGAUGGCAUCGACUUCCCCCCUAUGGAGACCAAACACGGCUUCUUUGUUACGAGUCUUUACACCACCUCCUUCGAUAAGUGGAACAAUACCAACCUGUUCUCCUGCAACGUGUGGUCACCUGGUAGCAAAAAGCUCAGAGGAGUGUCUGGAUCGGCAAUUAGAUCAAGUGAAUCUUUUAAACUGCGUGUCGCUAUGAGCUGCACAGAUGAUGCCAUUGAUGAAGACGAGUACAGCAGCCUGUGGUCCACCACCUCCUCCUUCAUAUUCCUCUUCAUAUCCUCUCUCAUUUACAGCAUGGUAUUCAGCCUGGUCAAGAUGAAGAGGCCAUGAGAUGAGAUUGAUGCAUAACAUGGACUUCACUUCUUCAUUUGUCUUCUAAGUAUUAUUUCUGGUUUUAAAACAUUUAUUUGAGCGCUAAUUUAAAUGUUUGUUAUUUACAUAUAUUGAUUAAAUAAGUCACUCAAAAUAGAUUUUUCUGUGACCUGCACCACAUAAAAGAUACAAUUGUAAUUGUUAGUCAUUUAGAUGAAUAGAUUCCCUGCAUUGGCUUCUGUUCUUGCAUUAUGAAUAGAAAUGUUGUACAUUUAUUUUCUUGAAGACUUAAAUAUUAUCUGUUGGUAAAGUUUUACAAAUGUUCAUUGCCACAUAGAUAUCAAAUUGCACUGUAGUUGAGAUGUUUGUAACUUUGUCUGAUAAUACAUUUCUAAGUUUCCUUGUUUGCCAUUAUGUUGAACAUUUUUUUAUGUAAUUCAACAGAUAUAAUAUUUACAGUAUUAUUGGACAGACACAUACAAGCAUACAAGAAAACUUC
Molecule: messenger RNA, 2864 nt
Organism: Gasterosteus aculeatus aculeatus (three-spined stickleback)
Lineage: Eukaryota; Metazoa; Chordata; Actinopteri; Perciformes; Gasterosteidae
Source: RefSeq, a predicted model, not a curated record